This is a messenger RNA of Myxocyprinus asiaticus (Chinese sucker), 837 nucleotides long. RefSeq names its product FXYD domain containing ion transport regulator 11 (gene fxyd11). Gene Ontology annotation, cellular component: membrane. Gene Ontology annotation, biological process: regulation of monoatomic ion transport. The coding region runs from base 111 to 320 and encodes 69 amino acids. NCBI's taxonomy places the organism in Eukaryota, Metazoa, Chordata, Actinopteri, Cypriniformes, Catostomidae. Gene Ontology annotation, molecular function: ion channel regulator activity. The record is from RefSeq and is a predicted model, not a curated record. The transcript is spliced from 7 exons.
GUUUUCUUUAAAGGUUAUAGAAAAGACAGAAAGGUUGUGAGUUUAGCUUACCUGAGGAACCUACCGCUUGGAGAGCCACCUGUUUCUCUGCCAAGGAGGGGUAAAUAGAAAUGAGCCAGCUCACAGCACUAGUUCUUCUCACAGUCUUCUUGACACUCUUCAGUCAAGCUGAAGCAAACCCAUUUGUUUACAACUAUGAAGGGCUGAGGAUCGCAGGUUUGGUUUUCACAGCCUUCCUUGUAGCAGGAGGGGUUGGAGUUCUAUGUUGGGGGCAGUGCAAGCCAAAAAGAAAGGAUGAUGAAGACGCAAGCAAAAUCUAAGGAUCAAGGAAAUUUCAGAGUUUUGAAACAAGAAGACAAUGUUUUUUCUUUUUCUUUUUCUAACUAGAAACUACAGAUGGUUAACUAGCUCCACUUAUCAAUUGUACUUUGUGGUAUCGUAGGUUCCCUACUGAAAAGACUAGCAUAGACAAGGCUGGUGGACAACCUUAGCCAUGCUUUUCACCAGCAAAUUCAGCUGCAUAAGUUUGUUGACCGGCAUGGUCUUUCUGGUGAAGCUGGUUGACCAAAGAAGUCUAGCUGGUUGAGCGAGCCAAAUGGAAACACCAGCAUGCAAAACACAACAUAUAAUGGUGACCAGCGACACUGGUCUUUUCAACAAAGUUUUCAAUUCUGUUUCAACAUUUUGCAACCAUUUAAUUUAUACAUUAAUUGUAUCACAGCCCCUACCACAAACCAAACUGCUGCAUUUGAUUCUAUAAAUUCUAAGUUCUCUAUCCAAGUGGAUAGAGUUGUGGUUGUGCGCUUUAAUAAAGGUUCUCAGUUAUGCUCCUGUAAA